Messenger RNA from Ochlerotatus camptorhynchus, 5221 nucleotides. It is a transcript of the gene polybromo, whose product is annotated as protein polybromo. The coding region runs from base 144 to 5213 and encodes 1689 amino acids. NCBI's taxonomy places the organism in Eukaryota, Metazoa, Arthropoda, Insecta, Diptera, Culicidae. Gene Ontology annotation, cellular component: RSC-type complex; SWI/SNF complex. Gene Ontology annotation, biological process: transcription elongation by RNA polymerase II; chromatin remodeling. Gene Ontology annotation, molecular function: protein binding; chromatin binding. The transcript has 16 exons. The record is from RefSeq and is a predicted model, not a curated record.
AAUUUGGUCGCAAAAUUCGCGUGCGGUGCCGUUAAAGUGAAUAAUUUCGUUGUUAAAAGUUCUACUUUCCUGGUUAAAAUAGUGUUAAAGUGUUCCGCUAAGUGAGUAGCAUCAGGAGAAAGUCAAGUUUUACCGUUUCCAAUAUGAGCAAACGAAGGCGAAGCAGUUCCAUUUUGGAUGACGACGAUACUGAAGAUGAUAGCCUGCCGGAGCAGUCCCCAGCGCCAACCGGAGCAAGAAAGAAGAAGAAACUGGAUCCGGCGGAAGUUUGUCAGCAUCUGUACGAGUCACUUCGCACGUUCAAGAAAGAGGAUGGUACCACCUUGUGCGAUACCUUUAUCCGUGCUCCAAAGCGCCGACAGGAACCGUCCUACUACGAAGUGGUUGCCAAUCCGAUUGACCUGUUGAAGGUUCAGCAAAAGUUGAAAACCGAAGCGUACGAAGACGUUGACGAUCUGACGACGGAUAUCGAUCUGAUUGUGAAGAAUGCCAAGGCUUUCUACAAGCCGGAUUCACCGGAAUAUCAGGAUGCUUGCCAGCUAAUGGACGUUUUCAAUGCGAACAAGCACAAGUUGAUGGAAGGUAUGGAACAGGACGGCGGGGAGGUCAAACCGAGGAAGAUAACCAGACCUAGGAAGUCAAUGGCGAGGGAUGAUGAUACGGAUGGAGAUGAUCUAGAUCCGUACGAAGAACUGUUCAAUGCGGUCAUGACGGCAACGGAUGAGAAUAGGGAAUUGCACCGAAUGUUUCAGUUGCUUCCUUCGAAGAAAUUGUAUCCGGAUUAUUACGACGUCAUUGAUCAUCCGAUCGAUUUGAAGUGCAUUGCGGUUAAGAUUCAGACGAAUGCCUAUUCGAUUCUGAACGACAUGGAGAAGGAUUUGCUGCAGAUGAUCAAGAAUGCUUGCACUUUCAAUGAACCGGGAUCGCAGAUCUACAAGGAUGCGAAGAACUUGAAGAGGAUUUUUAUGAAUCGAAAGGUGGAGAUUGAAGCCGGACGCUACCGGAAGAGUGCCAAUAGGAAGGCCCGAACGGGUACCAGUUUGAGUGCCAUGGUGGCUGCCCUGAAGGAGGAAGCGGAGAGUUCCGAUGACGAGCUGGAUGAUUCUAUGGAUACCGAAGGUGAAGGGCCAUUGUGGCAGCUGUUCGAUCAACUGUACAACACGGCAAAUACCAAUGAUCCCAAUGCUGUAGGCGCACCGCUAGGAGAAACGCUGUGGAAGCUUCCAAACCGUCGGUUCCAUCCGGAGUACUACGCCACAACCAAGAAACCCAUCUCGAUGGGUCAGAUCCGGAACAAACUCAAGAAGGGACUGUACGCAAACGUGACCGACAUGAGUGCCGACCUGUACGUGAUGUUGGAUAAUGCCAAGAAGUCGAACCCGCAGAGCAGUAAGAUCUACAAGGACGCCGUCAAGAUGCAGAAACUGCUCAACCAGAAGCUAGUAGAUUCGGGAGAUCUCGAUGAUAGCGAAGACGAAAACGACACCGAUUCAUCAUCCCUCGCCGCUACUACGCCAGCGAAGAAAAGUGCACAAAAGAAGACACCUAGACCGCGUUCUUCGCUUGCCAUUGUUCAAUCUCCGCCACAUUCGGCGACUAGCACCCCAGUGGCUAAAUCCAGCAAUCGUCAACCGCAUGUCGGUAUGCUAAAGAAGAAACUCAUCUCGUUGCACAACUACAUGCUGGAAUAUACGGUCAAUGGGCGCCAACCAAUGGGACUGUUUAUUGAGAAGCCUUCGAAGAAGCUGUACCCGGAUUACUAUCAAAUCAUUCAGCAUCCCAUCGACAUGACCACCAUCGAAAAUUACAUCAAGAGCGAUCGUUACACUACGCUGGACGACAUCGUCGGUGAUUACCGGUUGAUGUUCUCCAACUGCCGGAAGUACAACGAGGAGGGUUCGAUGAUCUAUGACGAUGCCAACAUCCUGGAGAAGGCACUCAACGAGAAGCUUAAGGAAUUUUCCAGCAUCAGCAAACGGUUCAGUACACCGAAAGUGUCCAAGGCGAAGAACAAGCUUAACACGUUGGAAUCGAAGCUGAAGCACCUGUAUGACACCAUCCGCGAGUACCGGGAACCGAAAGCGAACCGGCAGCUGUCGUUCAUCUUUAUGAAACUACCGUCAAAGAAUGUAAGUGAAUACCCCGACUAUUACGACAUCAUCAAGAACCCUAUUGAUCUGGAUAGGAUCGAGCUAAAGCUGCGCAAGCAGAACUACGAAAGCGUCGAUGAUAUGGCUGGGGAUUUUAUGCUGAUGUUCGAGAAUGCAUGCAAGUACAAUGAACCCGAUUCGCAGAUCUACAAGGACGCUCUGUGCCUGCAGCAGUUGAUAAUUCAAACCAAACAGGCACUGCGGAGUGACGAAACCGUACCGGAUGUGCCUCAGGCGGUUCAGGAACUGUUGGUUUACUUGUUUACCACCGUGUACAACUAUCAGGACGAGGAGGGAAGGUGCUACUCGGACUCGUUGGCGGAACUGCCAGAACACGACGAGAGUCCCGAUGGAAGCAAGGUUCGAGGAAUUUCGUUGGAUUUGAUCAAGCGGCGGUUGGACAAAGGACUCUACAAGCGACUGGAUCUAUUCCAGGAGGAUAUCUUUUCCUGCCUGGAAAGGGCACGCAAGCUGAGCCGAACGGAUUCACAGGUUUUUGAGGACUCGAUCGAACUGCAGUCGUUUUUCAUCAAGAAACGGGACGAGCUGUGCAGAAACGGAAACGUGCUAGAGUCGCCUGCCCUCAGCUACAAUGCAAUGCACCUGAUGGCGGCCGUUGAAGCACUGAGGCAAACCAAACUGCUCGAGGAGGAAUCCGACUCCGAAACGGACACUACGCAAGCAUCGCAAGGCGAAAGUAUGACCAUCGAUCAGAAGGUAUUUUCCCCGGGUGAUUUCGUUUAUAUUGAUGUUCCGGAGAAUAAGAUCCCCGGCAUUAUGUACAUCGAACGUCUGUGGACCAACAGCGACAAUGUGAAGAUGAUGUACGGCAGUAUGUUGUUGCGUCCGUUCGAAACCUACCACGUACAAACGCGGAGAUUCAUGGAGAAGGAGGUGUUCCGAAGCGACCAACAUCAGGCCGUUCCCUUAUCGCAAGCCCAGAACAAGUGCUUCGUAAUGCAUGUAAAGGAAUACUUCAAGAUGCGUCCGGAAGGGUUCGCCGAUAAGGACGUAUAUGUCUGCGAAUCGUAUUACACCGUUAAGCGGAGGUGCUUCAAGAAACUGAAAACCUGGAACAUGAUUCGGGUUACCGAUCCGGUAAUGCUGAUUCCAAGGGAAUCCACGUUGGAAAUGAAGCGAGUCAUGUCGGUGUUUAAGGAACGUGUCGAAAAGCACAAGGAAGAACUUUCCGAACUGCAAAUGCAGGAGGCACUGGCGGAGAAGGAUAAACCCAACGUGGUCGUUUACGUCAACGGCGGAGAAGAGGGCAGUGUCUUCUUCGAGCAGUACAAUACAGUCUGCGGAGGGGUCGUUAAAACGGGUGAUUAUGUGUACGUCGCCACCGAGACGGGAAAACAAUCGGUGGCGCAGAUUCAGUCGAUUUGGGAAACGAAAGAUGGCAAAUCAUUCUUCCGCGGACCAUGGCUGCUGACUCCGCCAGAAGUUCCAGGCACUAUCAGUCGUUUGUUCUACCGUCAGGAGGUAAUGCUGUCGACCGUUCAGGAAACGACCCCGACGGUUGCUAUCGUCGGACGUUGUGCUGUUCUGGAGCAGUACGAGUAUGUGACAAGGCGACCCACCGAAAUCUCCGAGUCGGACGUGUACCUCUGUGAGUCGAUAUACGAUGAAAUGAAGAAGCAUAUUCGCAAGGCGGGUGUCCUGAAAAAGUUCACCCAUUCCCAGAUGGUGACAAUGGACGAAGUCUAUCACUUCCGACGUGCCAUCAAUCCACCGAAGGUGACCUGCGGUGAAAUCGCAGCUUUGCAGGAAAAUAGACCGAUUCCAUCGGCCGAUCUGGAAAUCAAGGACGAGUUCAGCAUCAUCGACGACUCGAUCGACGGUCCUCCUUCCAUUGGAUCGGAUGUGGUUGCCACGGCAUCGCCGGUUCCACCCAUUUCCAUGGGAACACCGCAGCCAUCGGGUAAGAAGGCUAAAAAGGAAGGCGGCAAAAAAUUGGUCACCGGCUACAUCCUGUACUCGAGCGAGCGUCGUAAAACCGUUAGUGCCAGUCAUCCUGAAGCAACGUUCGGCGAGAUCAGUCGUAUCGUUGGCAACGAAUGGCGCAACCUGGAGGAUGAGGAGAAAAGCUCGUGGGAAAAACGGGCCACCAAGAUGAACGAGGAGAACGCAGCGAGAUUUGUUGCGGAGAAUGGGGAGGCAAGUUGCCACAGCCCGGCGCCGACCAAAACGGACGGACCGAUUGUGCAGGAUAUUGUACCCAACCAUGUUUACGAAUGCUGCUGGGAGAAGUGUGACUACCAGUUCGAAGAUCCCUUCGAUUGCGUGGAGCAUUGCAUAACGGACGUGACCGGAUGCGUGUACAAAACAUUCAUGAAGAACGCAGACCAGGAGUUUGUGUGCAUUUGGCGAAAUUGUGUCCGGUUACGACGCAACAUGCCUCCAUUCCCGCACAUGCAGCGCCUGGUGAAGCACGUCCGUGAGGUCCAUCUGACCAAAACAGUGGGCAAGCAUGUGUUGCCUUCGGAUCGCAGCAAGAAUUUUAUGCCAGCCAAAAGGCAGUCCGUUGCACAGCCACAUCCUUCGACUGUCAAACAGCAGCCAACGACGGUUCCGGUUGCUGCCGGAAGUCCAAGUCCGGCACCUUCCGGUUCCGGGACUGGUGGCAGUACGGCAGCUGCUUCAACUGCUACUGCAGCGGCGGCGUCGCCGGCUGGUCAGACGCAACCCAGUGGCAAUGCAACGGCGACGGCUGCAAACAAUCAGUCAAGUAAUUACAUUCCAGCAUCGUAUUAUAAUUCAGUCGUUCCAGCACCGCCGGCCGAGCCACUGUUCGUCACUGUGCCACCCCGGCCGCAACGGGUGCUCCACUCGGAGGCGUACAUUCGCUACAUAGAAGGCCUCCAGAACAACUCCCAGUACAUUACACCGUGGCAGAAAACGCUGACGGCAACACGGGAGACGGUUCCCAAUCAGGACGCCAGUCGUCUACCGGUCCAUUGGCUCGCUAAGAAAGGUCGCGAGAAACCGGAAGCCGUCAUCGACGCCAUCUGGCAGCUGCGUGGAUUCCUGAUGAAGGACGUCAUACAAUUCGAUCGGUUCUGAAUCUCCAA